Molecule: messenger RNA, 408 nt
Organism: Microthlaspi erraticum
Lineage: Eukaryota; Viridiplantae; Streptophyta; Magnoliopsida; Brassicales; Brassicaceae
Source: the annotation of a GenBank genome assembly
AUGGCAUCAAAUCCUCAAAGAGGCGGUGGUUCCCUUUACGGCGGCGCUGCUCUGUAUAGAUCCAGAGAUGGGCUUAGCACUAGAAACGCUACAGGCUCAGAAGAAAUCCAGCUGCGGAUUGAUCCAAUGCACUCUGAUCUCGAUGAUGAGAUCACAGGUCUCCAUGGCCAAGUGCGGCAAUUGAAAAACAUUGCUCAAGAAAUUGGAUCAGAAGCCAAGUUUCAGAGGGACUUCUUAGAUGAACUGCAAAUAACAUUGAUGAGAGCACAAGCCGGCGUGAAGAACAACAUAAGGAAACUGAACAUGAGCAUCAUACGUAGUGGCAACAACCACAUCAUGCACGUUGUUCUUUUCGCGCUCCUCUGCUUCUUUAUUCUCUACAUGUGGACCAAGAUGUUCAAAAGAUGA